Carica papaya (papaya) is the source of this 564-nucleotide messenger RNA. NCBI's taxonomy places the organism in Eukaryota, Viridiplantae, Streptophyta, Magnoliopsida, Brassicales, Caricaceae. The record is from RefSeq and is a predicted model, not a curated record.
AUGCCAGCUAAAUUUACACUGUAUUUCCUAGGACUCCACAACAACAAACAACCAAUGUCUUCUUAUCAUCAAGCAGUUGAAGGAGCAGGACAGAGGAAAUGGCAAGGCUCGGUUGCAGCUAUAGUUGAUGCACCAAUACAAAAAGUAUGGAUCAUGGUUUCUCAGACUGAAAAGUUACCUGAAUGGAUGCCAAUGGUGGAAAGGUGCACUGAUUUAGCCGGUAACGAAGGCAUUCCAGGCUAUGUUCGGCUUGUCUCCGGCUUCAUGUUCCCUCAGCAAGAUGGAGAAAGGUCUUGGAUCAAGGAGAUACUAGUUUCCAUGGAUUCAUCAUCAUACAAAUAUGUUUAUAAAAUGGAAGCAAGCAAUGUUGGUCUUGACGGGUCUGUAAAUUCGUUACAACUCGUGGAUUAUGGAGAUGAAUCAACACUAGUUGAUUGGUCGUUCGAGAUUAAUCCUCUCGAAGGAGCUAGCGAGGACACCAUCAUCGAUUUUCUAGGAUUUCUAUACAAAUCUUGCAUUAAUAAGAUUGCUGGUGCUAUAGAAACUACAUCUCAAAAAGGUUGA